Messenger RNA from Schistosoma curassoni, 2739 nucleotides. The record is from the annotation of a GenBank genome assembly. Lineage: Eukaryota; Metazoa; Platyhelminthes; Trematoda; Strigeidida; Schistosomatidae.
AUGGUCUCGAAUUCAAGCGCGGAAAACACAUCAGUUCGACCUUGUCUGGGUCGGUCCUUUGGUUCAGUGGACAUUGUUUUAACAAAUAAAAUUAAGUUUUAUGAACAUCUAGGAGGCGGAAUGUUAACGUGUGCACCACAUUCAUACCGAAAUAUAAAUGGUUCCGAAUAUAUAUGGGGAUUCGAAGGAGUUCCGUUCAACUUGGUAGUCAAUAGCGCCAUAUUCGUCAUUUGUAUUGGCCUGUACCUUGUAUUACAAGAAAUAAUCGAUAGAGAAUUUGUCCCCAAAAGAGAUUUCCAGGACUAUGUGGAAAAAACGCGUAAAUCAAGAUUUUGGAAAUUAGUACCUUAUUUUUUAAAAAUCAGGUCUUCUGAGUUUGCAAAAAGAGCAGGUCUUGAUGGCGUCGCGUAUAUAUUGGCCAUGCGUUUUCGUGUUUUCCAGUUAUUUGCACUCACUCCAAUCUUCGUUAUUUGCACUCCAUUGUUUUUUUUCUCUCAAGAAUCAGAGAAUGAAUUUCGACGGAUCACAAUAGCUAAUCUUGGAAUAACAGAUGUUUCAAGAGGAUGGAUAUUAUACACCAUUAUUAUCAUAUGUAUAAUAUUAUAUUUUAUGGUGACUGGAUUAUGCUUAACCGAAGCAUACAUCUGGCCAAGAAAAUUGAAAAUAUGUAAUAGUUGGAAAACAUUACCUUUGAAUAAUAAUAACGAUAAUAGUGGCAGUAGUGAUAAACACCAAAAACCUAAUUCAUCGUUGACUAACGGCAGUAGAGAACAAACUAAUCAAGGGGAACAAAAAACCAUUAAUAUCUCCAAUAGUGAUGACGAUAAUGACAAUGAUUGUGAAUGUGAUCGUAUUAAUGAGAUACCAAAUGUACUCAUGCUAACAGGUGUCCCAACUAGCACUACAGUCAAAUCAUUUGUAAAAAGAAUAACAGAAUUCUUCAAAAUUAAUCAUCCAGAAUUGAAGGUAAAAUGGAUUGAACCAGUUUAUUUAGUUCGAAAUUUGACAGAACUUGAGCAAGCAAAAGCUGAAACAGAGAUUUAUCUACGCGCUUCAGUUGAACAAUUAGAAAUAACUGGCGAGCAACCAACCUAUCAUAAUUUCGGUACUAUUUGUCGAACACUUGCUAAGAGUAAAUCAGACGCCAAUGCAAUUGUAGUGUAUAAUGAACAAUUAGAUGUGCUUGCAACACAAAUCAACACUAUUUAUGCAAUCAGUGGCCUAUCGAACAUUGAACUUUUGAUGAAAGAAAAUCCAGGAAAGAAUCUUACUGAUUUACUCGAUAUACCGCAUACAGGAAUUGUUUUUAUCGGUCUAGAAAAUUCAGGACAAGUUCUAAGAUUUCUGUCUUCAUACACAACUUGUCCGCUUCAAAUAUUUCCAAUCAACAAUACUAUACAUAUACAAAACUAUUGUAAACAGCAUCGUCCUUGGCGUAGUUUAUACUAUAUCAAGAAACCAAAUCGAUCUAAUCUAUUCAAUCAUGCUUAUUUAGCUCCCCCAUCAUCAGAUUUGUUGUGGCUGAAUAUAACUUCCACAACAUAUCAUGGAUGUGAAUGGUGGUUACGUGUAGUUUGGAUUCGUGUAGCUGUUGUUUUGUUGGCAUUCGUCUUAACAUCACCUGUUUAUAUACUUACUAUUGUAAAUCUUACUGGAUUAUUCGACUGGUUGGGUAGAAUUUCGCGUCCAUUUGUUUUUAAAUGGGUCCCGGCAGCAAUUUUAGCAGGUGUCUCAUUACUUCUAACACGUCUAGUAAUCAUUAGUGAAUAUUGGACGAGACAUAAGACGCGUGGAGGUUUAGAAAGUGUUAUCUACCGAAAUGCUUAUUGCUUCUUACUUAUUACAGUGUUAUUAUUACCUUCUCUUGGAAUAACAGGUUUUCCAGCUCUGUUACAUCAACUUAUAACAACUAAAGUGAAUCAUUCAAAUCCAUUUGCUUUUUAUGUACCAUUUCGAACAGAAUGUAUAUUUUUACCAGACAGUGGUGCAUUGUUCAUCAAUUAUGUAGUAACAUGUGCACUACUUGGAACAGGUCUACGAAUUCUACGUUUGGGUCAUAUUUUUCAAAGUUUGGUUAGAAGACACUUUUACGCUCAUACUGUGGCAGAAAGAAAAGUUUUCUCUGAACCUCAACCGGAAACAUUCGCAUUUGGAGAAAACUAUGCAUUUCUGUCAGUUGUUCAUACAAUUAUUAUUGCUUACACACCAGUUUGUCCAAUCAUCUACGUCUUUGGUCUGUUGUAUUUUCUAUUUAAAUUUCUUAUCGAUAAGUUUAUGCUUGUAUGGAUUCAUGAGCCGUUGCAAUCAGAUAUACGUGGUUGGACCGAAACCGACAAAAAGAAUUAUCAAUAUAUUUAUCAUUUGAAAUGGUUUCUUCAAUCAACCCGAUUUAGUUUAUCUGGAGUUUGUAUGGCAUCUAUCAAUGUGUUUGCUUUUUAUUCACUACGAUGGUCUUCUGUAGAACUACGCCCACUGAUUAUUGCCUAUUUUGUUUUGACUGUGGUUACGAUAGUAAUAUCUGUGAUAUUUUCUGCCCUUGUCAAAUAUCAUUCAUCUUCUCUUAUAUGCCCUGUUUCUGUAUGCAGAAAAUAUUCCGGUCAUUAUCGUAAAUUAAUUGACUAUAAUCAAAACAGAAUGAUCUCCAGCGCAGUUAUAUGCACUUGCCCUAAAUUAUACCUUGAUACCUCUAGAACUGAAAAUGAUUACACAGUUCCUGUUUUACGUAAGUUCAAAUUGUGA